This is a messenger RNA of Rhipicephalus microplus (southern cattle tick), 757 nucleotides long. RefSeq names its product frataxin (gene fh). Gene Ontology annotation, molecular function: ferric iron binding; iron chaperone activity; ferrous iron binding. The record is from RefSeq and is a predicted model, not a curated record. Gene Ontology annotation, biological process: intracellular iron ion homeostasis; iron incorporation into metallo-sulfur cluster. NCBI's taxonomy places the organism in Eukaryota, Metazoa, Arthropoda, Arachnida, Ixodida, Ixodidae. Gene Ontology annotation, cellular component: mitochondrion.
CAUUAUAACAUAGAUGAUGACGAAAUCACGCUGAUUUGUUGUUAAAGUGACAUUAUUAGAACGCAUUCAAUGCGUUCCCAAGUCAACACCGAAAACGUUUCUUGAGGGUGCGAGCGUUUCUGAGGAGCAUGGACGCGCUACGGCGAAUUUUCGUGAGGAAACGCUGGACAUCGCUGCUACAGUGUCGUGUGAAAGCGACUUCGUCGAUGCAACUAAGGGCUUUCGCAGCUGUCAAGAAAAGCGCACUGACGGGAUUCGUUCAUAACAGAAGCGAAAAAAGCCUGACCCUGUGCCGAGCAUUCUCUUCACAAGGAGUACUUGAUGAGUAUGAAGCUGUCUCGCCUUCCAUGACCGAAGCCGAAUAUGAGGCCAUUACAAAAGAUACGUUGGAAUCUUUAGCUGAGAGAUUUGAUGAAAUCAUUGAAGACCUCAGUGAUGUUCCUGAAGCGGACUUUGCAUUGAGUGAUGGUGUUUUGACUAUACACCUUGGGCGAAAAUAUGGUACCUAUGUAAUCAACAAGCAGACUCCGAACAGGCAGAUAUGGCUUUCAUCACCUGUCAGUGGUCCAAAGAGAUACGACUACGUGGGAGACACAUGGGUGUACAAACACGAUGGUGUAUCUCUUCGUGAACUCCUGGAAAGUGAGCUAUCUUCGUUGCUAAAAAAGCCUAUAAAGUUUGAUUGUUGCUUAUAGGAAAUGUUUAUUAUAGGUUUCCAAACAUUUAUAUUUAGUGUAAAUAAACAUUUGUUGACAAA